AUGGCAAGCUUUGAUACAGCUAAAGCUAUAUUUGCACAAGCUGAUAGGAAUCGAGACGAAAGUAUUAAUAAAAAUGAAUUUUAUAAUUGGAUUUCCAAUGUUGAAGGAUUGACUUCUUCAUCAUAUGAAUCAUCAACUAAUGGGCUUAAUCUUAAUGAUAAUACUAGUAGUCGAUUUGAUCAAUAUAAAUAUAAAGUUAGUUCUCAAAAUGCUUGGGAUUUUACGACUGAUAAAUAUACUCCAUAUGGAACUACUACAGCAGCAGCUAGUCGGUCGAUUAAUGAUGCAGUGAUUCAUACAAAUAGUUUAGAAGAAACGAAUCAAUAUCUUGAAAAAUUAGCUAAUAAUAUUUAUAAGGAUCCUAAUCCACAAAUUAUUCGACGAGCAACAACUGAAGCUCCAGUGUCACAUGAACAACGAGUUUUUGUUCGAUAUCUUCAACCACCAGCUGUUCCAUCACCAGGACCACUCAUUAUUAAAGAAGUACGUCCAGAACAACCACCACCACCUCCACCAAUUAUCAUACGCCAACAUGCACCACCUCUUCCUGCACUACCUCCACUUAUCUUACGUGAAAGGCCACCAACACCACCGGCAUAUAUUCCCAGUGAAACAGUUACUCAUUGUUUACCUGCUAUAUCUGUUUCACCACCAUCAAUUGUCAUCAAAUAUUUUCAACCUCUUCCAGAAAAGUCUCACAAUAUUAUAAUUGAACGAUGGAUUCCUUAUGAACCGCAAACUCAACGCCGCACGAUUAUUCAACGCGCUCGUUUUACUAUAAAGUAUCUACAACCAUCUUAUACUGUUGCUGGUUAUGAAGUUGUUCCAAUGCAUAUAGUCCGAAAAUUCGAAAAACUUUGUGUUCCCAAAGAAAAUCCUAACGAUUAUGUAACUCGUUAUGGGACACCACUUUUAGAUUCAGCAACGCUGGUUCAACAAGCUCGUAACGCUGGUGUUGUUGAAGAUAUAUCACUUCAGGUACGAGCAUCUUCAAUAAAUACAAAUGCACGCAGAAAUACUGUUGAUUUUGAUCGGUCAAAUAGAAUAAUCAAUCGAGCUUUUUCAUCAUCAGGUGCAACUAGUAGUGAAGGAAUUCAACUAAAUGCUGGUAGAGAAGCUAUUAAUCUUGGUGAUACAAGUUAUUCAUCAUCAGUAUCAAAAUUUAUUGGUGCUAGUGCUUCAGCUGGCAGUGUUAAUGCAGCCCAGGGUAGAUUUCACGUCGGUGAUGCUAAUCUUACCGCUACCGAUACUAACCGUAAUAGAAAAUUAAAUCAAAUGGAAUUUCAAAUAUAUAUUUAA
This is a messenger RNA of Rotaria sordida, 1299 nucleotides long. The record is from the annotation of a GenBank genome assembly. Lineage: Eukaryota; Metazoa; Rotifera; Eurotatoria; Philodinida; Philodinidae.